Messenger RNA from Saxophila tyrrhenica, 411 nucleotides. RefSeq lists its product as uncharacterized. The coding region runs from base 1 to 411 and encodes 136 amino acids. The record is from RefSeq and is a predicted model, not a curated record. Gene Ontology annotation, cellular component: membrane. Gene Ontology annotation, biological process: response to oxidative stress; mitochondrial respiratory chain complex I assembly. The transcript is spliced from 7 exons. NCBI's taxonomy places the organism in Eukaryota, Fungi, Ascomycota, Dothideomycetes, Mycosphaerellales, Extremaceae.
AUGUCGACAAUACUACGAACGCUCCGCAACCUGCGGAGUAUUGGCCUGAAGGAAUAUGGCCACCAGAUGCAGUACAUGGGUGACACAAAGCGAGGAACCCUCAUAGCCAUGGACCGGUACGGCAACAAGUACUACGAGAAUCUGGAAGAGGAGCUGCCAUUACGGACACGAUGGGUGGACUACAAGAACAAGGAAUAUGAUGCGUCACAGAUAGAGCCCGGCUGGCACGCCUGGAUGUCCUACCUGGUCGACAAGCCCCCCUCAGAGGACAAGAUCAUGCAGCGGCAGCUUCGGUCGUGGGAGCCGAAGGAGCAUCGGCCUGUUUUGACGGCAUCGAACAGUGCUUACAAGCCUUACAAUACGACGAAAAACAAGUACUCUGCGUGGAAGCCGGCUGCCACACCAAGAUGA